AUGCCGCGCAACCCCGCUUCCUCGCGCUCCUCCUCUUCCUCCUCCGAGUCCACCACUAGCUCCUCCCCCUCGCACGAGUCCGACCGCGAGACGCCGCGCAAGACUCGACCUACGAUACCCUUUCCCACGCACCUAAACAGCUUGGCAAUCCGCAGAGCCUGUCGCUACCCGCUCAUCCAGCAGGCGCUACCAAGACUCGACACCGCAAUCCGAGCCAUGAACGCCUUCCUCUCGCGCCAUCCCUGCCUUGCAGCGUUCUGCGCGCAUUCCUGCCGACUCACAUGCCGCCUCUUCCCCCUCGACCGCAUUGACCGAGUAGCGAACAAGACACUCGAUGUCGUCGAGUACCUCAUACCGAGCAUCAAGGGCCAGCUGCCGGAUCUCAGGGGACAGCCCUUUGCUCCCGAGAUGCUCAAGGAGGUCAAGCGUGUUCGCAGGGACUUGCCCGGUAUACGAGCGCGCCUGGCGGCAGAGCUGGAUCAAGGCUGUCCGGACCUCGACGACCUAGGCGACGUCCUCGUCGACUUGAUCUAUGCCGCGGACUACAUCUCAAUCGCAGCAGAACAGAGUGGCUGCCAGGUUGAAGCGCUUCUCACCGUGCAUCUCAAGAUCCGCCGGGAGUGGAGCUACGGGAACCACUACACCGUCCUCGCUGGACACGCGCUCGACUAUAUCGACAACUGGCUCUCUCCACUGCUCGAGCAGAUCCAGGAGCCUCCUGCGCCUCCCGUCACGCACACGCAGACGUAG
This is a messenger RNA of Rhodotorula toruloides NP11, 750 nucleotides long. RefSeq lists its product as uncharacterized. The coding region runs from base 1 to 750 and encodes 249 amino acids. The transcript has 5 exons. NCBI's taxonomy places the organism in Eukaryota, Fungi, Basidiomycota, Microbotryomycetes, Sporidiobolales, Sporidiobolaceae. The record is from RefSeq and is a predicted model, not a curated record.